CCAAUGCCCAAACACACGUCAAAAACUUGAGACCAAGAGAUGGUACAAAAUUAGUAUGUGAUUUGUUAGCAUUUUUUUUAUUUUUGAUGUGAGGAAGAAAUUUAAACAAUGAUUGAAAUGUUUGUAAAUCACGAGAGCGCCAGCUCAUAGCACAGCCCACCCCAGAGGCGUCUCUCGGUCAAGAACUCAACCAGAUCCAUCCACCACCAGACCCACAUUGCUUCCGUCCGCAAUUCUGCCGCUGUUGCUGCGGUUGAUUGAUUCCUCUUGACGUUUUUCCAAUCGGAAUGAAAAAGAUUUCGGUUUAAUCUAUUCCGGUGAUAAUUUGUGAGAAGAGAGUUUUUUGAAGAUCUUUGAAUCGUAUUUGGAUUUUUGACUCUCUGGAGGAAUGGCGAGCGAGGAGCUGGCGGAGAUCGAGGGCCAGAUUUCGGAUAUCUUUCGAGCGCUUUCGAAUGGAUUCCAAAAGUUGGAGAAAAUCAAGGAACCCAAUAGGCAGAGCAGGCAGCUGGAGGAGCUGACUGACAAGAUGCGUGAAUGUAAGAGGCUUAUUAAAGAGUUUGACCGAGAGUUAAAGGAGACAGACUACAAAAAUGACCCUGAUACAAGCAAGAUGCUCAAUGAGAAGAAGCAAUCAAUGAUCAAAGAGUUGAACUCCUAUGUUGCUCUCAAAAAGCAGUAUGCAAGUCAAAACAAACGAGUGGAUGUCUUUGAGGGUCCAGGUGAAGGAUUUGCAGAAGAGAAUGUGCUGCUUGCUUCGAAUAUGUCAAAUCAGCAGCUAAUGGAUCAUGGAAAUCGGAUGAUGGACGAGACUGAUCAAGCAAUUGACAGAGCAAAAAAGGUUGUCCUUGACACCAUUGAUGUUGGAACAGAGACUGCCGCAGCUCUCAAAGCUCAGACUGAACAAAUGAGUAGAAUCGUUAACGAGCUGGAUUCCAUCCAUUUUUCGCUCAAGAGGGCCUCACAGCUUGUCAAGGAAAUCGGUAGGCAGGUUGCAACUGAUCGGUGCAUCAUGGCCCUUCUUUUCCUUAUAGUGAUGGGUGUCAUAGCUAUCAUUAUAGUAAAGAUAGUGAACCCAAAUAACAAAGAUAUUCGAGAUAUACCAGGGUUAGCUCCUCCAGCUCCAGCCCGGAAAUUACUAUGGAGUUCUGAUUGAGGAGUGCUCAAUCAGAUUUCAUCGAGGUUACAAAUUAUCUGGCUUUUGGUUGGAUGAAAAUUUUGGUUGGCACAGUACUGGUGGCAUCCAUGUUAACCAAAGUAAGGUUUUGACAGAUAAAAUUCUAUCAGCACGAUGAUCUGUAGCCAUCAAACAAUGUCAUGCCACCCAUGUUUGUAUCACAUCGAAAUGGAUACUGGGGAAACUGUGCAUUUAUAUUGACCUAUAUAUUUUCAAAGUUUGGAUUCUUUUCCAUUUGGAUGAGGUGUAUUUGAUGUAUAUGCGGCUGGUAUUCUUCUUCUAUAAGGUUGGUUAUUCAUGUAUUUAUAAACUGACUCAUAUCAUAUGCUAUCUUGGAGGAAUAUUCACUCUCAAA
Sesamum indicum (sesame) is the source of this 1529-nucleotide messenger RNA. Lineage: Eukaryota; Viridiplantae; Streptophyta; Magnoliopsida; Lamiales; Pedaliaceae. The record is from RefSeq and is a predicted model, not a curated record.